CUGGCCCGCCCAGCGGCGUCGCGGAGUACCGAGGCCGCGCUGGCUGCAGCCUCCUCGCCCCGGCGACUCCGACUCUGUGCACCAUCACCAUGAGAAGCAGAGGAGGACUCACCCUCCUCGGAGUCCUGUUCAUUCCGGUUGUCCUCUGCCACUCAGAGUUUGCCCUGCAGUGCUACAGCUGUGUUGAUCCUGCUUCCUUCUGCAACGAAACCACCCGCUGUCAUUUAGACUUGGAUGCGUGUGCCAUUGUUAAGGCUGGGCCACGAAUAUAUCACCAGUGCUGGAAGUAUAAGGAUUGCACUUUCGAAGAGUUUUCAAAAAGAUUAGGAGAGCCUGAGCUAACAUAUAGAUGCUGCCAGAAGAAGCUGUGUAACCGUGACUUCGAAAAACCAGUAAAAGAAAAAGGAGGGACGGUCACCUUAUCAGGGAAAACCAUACUGGUGGUGCCGCUGGUUCUGGUCACAUCCUGGAACUGUUUUCUCUGAUUCAACACCAGGAAGGAUUCUGCAGGCUGUCCCCUUCUCUAUCUUUCCCAUUUCCUGGCAGCUGCCCUCCAAAGCCUUUAUUCUUUUUCAACUGGAUCCUGCUGGGAAGGAAUAAAAUUGUCCAUCUGGAACAGUUUAGAUAAAAGAGAGGAACUCCAAGAGACUUGGAAGACUAGUCUUGUGCUCAGGGAAGGUGCACUUGACAGAGGUUUGAGUGACUCAUGUGCAACUCCGUAGUCACAUGCUCCUCCCUCUGCUCUUGGAGAACCAGCUGUGUGGGGAUAGUUUAUGUGGGUUCUAGCAACCCUUAGGCGUUUCCCUCUGGUUCUUUGGAUGUAGUUAAAUAGCAUGAGCAGUACUUUCAGGGGGCAGGGGGAUUCUUUUGAAGACUCCCCGUCACAGGAAAUGCUUCUGUAAACCUCAGAGCUCCUGUGUUGCCAUGUAGGCACACUGAAUAUUCUAGAUGUUGGCUGUCAGUAAGAAGCAAUGAGAUUUUUUUUUCUUUUUCUUUUUUCUUUUUUUUUAAUUUGUUAAGGAUCAAACCAGGGGCCUCUCGCAUGUUAGGCAAGUGCUCUACCAAUGAGCUACCACCCCGCUGCCAGAGCAACGAGGUCCUUAAUGCAGAAACUGCGGGAUCACAGCUCUGUUCUCAGCUAGAAGACAUAUGGCAGGGACCGGGUAAGGUUCCUAGAUGGCAGGGCGUACAAACACAGGAUUUGUCUUUAGAGAGAAUUGGGGGAUUUGAGGUUUUCCGUGUGUAUAAAUUUUGGUGGGCAUUGUUGUCUUUCACUAGAAAGAUUUAAUUGCCUUAAUGAGUAUUUAAGCUCUAUUCCCUCCUUUUUCACCCUGCUUGGAAAAGUGGGAUAUCUUGAUUUUGCCACAUGUAAUUUAAGAAUAAACGUUCUAUGCCACACCACA
This is a messenger RNA of Marmota flaviventris (yellow-bellied marmot), 1403 nucleotides long. RefSeq names its product CD59 molecule (CD59 blood group) (gene Cd59). The record is from RefSeq and is a predicted model, not a curated record. NCBI's taxonomy places the organism in Eukaryota, Metazoa, Chordata, Mammalia, Rodentia, Sciuridae.